Messenger RNA from Schistosoma turkestanicum, 969 nucleotides. The record is from the annotation of a GenBank genome assembly. Lineage: Eukaryota; Metazoa; Platyhelminthes; Trematoda; Strigeidida; Schistosomatidae.
AUGAUAACAACCUGUUUGUAUAAAUCCUUCAUUUUGUUGAUUCUUAUACAUGAUAUUUGUACAAAACCACAUCUAGAUGCAGUGAGUCGACGUGAUACAGAACAUUUCGCUGAUGAUCCAGAUCGACAUGAUAUUGAAUUUGAUCAUAAUGCUUUUUUAGGCGAAGAGACUGCCAAAGAAUUUGCUCAACUGACACCGAAUGAAAGUGAAGAAAGAUUAAAAAUUAUCAUUCGAAAAAUUGAUAAAGAUAAUGAUGAAAGAAUUACGGAACUUGAAUUAAAAUCUUGGAUUGAAUAUGUAGCUAAGAAAUCUAAACAAAAUAGUACUGAUCGUCAAUGGAACGAUAUAAAUCCAACUAAUCAACCAUUAAUCAAGUGGACAGAAUAUCUUGAGAGAACGUACGGACCAGAAGAAGAACGACUAAAAGAUACAGCUACAUCUGAAUCAUAUAAAGAAGCUGUGCAUCAUGAUCGACGACGAUGGGUUUCUGCUGACUUGGACAAAGAUGAUAGUUUAAACAAAGCAGAAUUCACUGAUUUUGUACAUCCUGAAGAUAGGCCAAAUAUGCGUGAUGCUGUUAUAGAUGAACUACUUGAAUCUGUGGAUAAGGACAAAGAUGGUUAUGUAUCUGAAAAAGAAUAUCUAGGAGAUUUAGCUCGUGCUUAUCAAAAUACACCAUUUGAUGAGAAUGAACCUGAAGCAGAAUGGGUUGAACGUGAACGUAGUCAAUUUCGUCGGUUUAGAGAUACAAAUCAAGACGGUAAAAUGGAUAGAGCAGAAGUUGGCGAAUGGAUAAUGCCAUCGAAUUAUGAUCCAAUAGAUGCUGAAACGAAACAUUUGUUUUAUCAUGCUGAUACUAAUAAAGACGGAUUAUUAACAGAAGCAGAAAUUAUUGCUAAACGAGAUACCUUUGUCAGCAGUCAGGCGACAAAUUAUGGAAAUGCACUGCAACAACAUGAAGAACUGUAA